Molecule: messenger RNA, 1181 nt
Organism: Maniola jurtina (meadow brown)
Lineage: Eukaryota; Metazoa; Arthropoda; Insecta; Lepidoptera; Nymphalidae
Gene: Daao2
Product: D-aspartate oxidase
Exons: 8
Coding region: 88-1098 (336 amino acids)
Molecular function (GO): D-amino-acid oxidase activity; FAD binding
Source: RefSeq, a predicted model, not a curated record
CUUAUGAGUUAAGUAUUCAAAUAAUCAUACACAGUUUGGAAGAUUUACGUUUGCAUAUGAAUCCAAUUAUUUUUUACCCAGAGAAUUAUGACUAAGGUCGCUGUUUUAGGAGCAGGAAUAAAUGGUUUAACUUGUGCUGUGAAAAUCAAAGAAAAAUAUCCAAAUGUUAACGUGGUUAUAAUAUCAUCGGAGUUCACGCCGAACACAACGGGAGACGGCUCCGGAGGCUUCUGGUAUCCUUACCACUGCGGGAACACACCACAGGAACUUUUAUGCAAAUGGGGCGGGGAGACGUACAAGUACCUGCUGAGAUUAUGGCAGGAGGGCGGUUAUGACGUCAGUCUGCUGCCCAUGUACGAACUGUACAGAGAACCAACCGAGCUGCGCGUCAAUCUCUGGGCGAGUCAAGUGUACGGUUACAACAUCCUUGACAAAAAGCAGCUGGACUACUUGAGUGGAUUGUACACAGUGAAAUAUGUAGCCGGUCGUACUUUUACGACAUUCAUCGUGUACCCGCCGACAAUAUUGGCGCAUUUGUACCAACGAUUCCAGGCAGCCAAUGGACAAACCCUGCAACACAAGAUAGUUUCUCUGAAAGAUAAAAUACUCGAAGAUUUCGACGUGGUAGUGAAUUGCUUGGGACUCGGUGCGAGAGACGUGGUGCCUGACGAUAAAGUGCAUCCCAUUAGAGGGCAGAUAUCACGGGUGUUAGCGCCGUGGGUUACCAAUGCUUUGAUAGACGAAGACUCUGGGAACUACAUAUUACCAAAUGCACACAACUGCAUUUUGGGCGGCACUCAUCAAAGGAACGAUUUCAACAGAGGCAUUGUUGACAAGGACACCGAUUUUGUUCUCAACAGCUGUAAACAACUCAUGCCGGGACUAAAGAACGCAACACUGAUCUCCCACUGGGCAGGCCUGCGCCCCGGCAGAGAGUGCGUGAGGCUGGAGCCUGAACUACGAGACGGCAAACUCUACAUACACAAUUAUGGACAUGGAGGCAGUGGACUGACUUUAUUCUGGGGCUGCGCGACCGACGUUUUGGAAAUAUUCGACAAACACAUGAUCCAGGGACAGAAACAAAACUCCAAACUUUAAGUACAAUGUAUAUUAAACAACGUAUCAAAAUAAUUAUUUUAUCUGCCAUUUACACAUUAUAACAAUAUUAUUAUUAUUAUAUU